UCGAGCCUGGUCCCCUUGGUUUGGUUUCUUCAGCAACGACAACAGGACGGCCGAUGGAUCGAUCUUUCGGCCAUCGGCUCUCCGGGCCUGUUUGGUGUUUUUGGUGUUGUGUUGCUCAGGGGAGCAAGAUGGCGGCGGGAGCGGCGGCAGGAGCGGUUUUGCCCGGAGCCGCCCCGCUGGGGAAGGGGCUGGACAUCAGCCUGGCGGCUCUGCAGCGGCACGACCCUUACAUCAGCAGCAUCGUGGACGUGGCCAGCCAGGUGGCGCUCUACACCUUCGGCCACCGCGCCAGCGAGUGGGAAAAAACUGAUGUGGAAGGAACACUGUUUGUUUACACAAGCUUCACCGAAGUAUGGAUUCACCAUUAUGAACAGACUGAGCAUGGAAAACCGGACCGAACCCAUAACUAAAGACCUGGACUUCCAGCUACAAGACCCUUUCCUUCUAUAUAGAAAUGCCAGAUUGUCCAUUUAUGGAAUUUGGUUUUACGAUAAAGAAGAAUGCCAAAGAAUUGCCGAGCUCAUGAAAAAUUUAACUCAGCAAGAACAGCUGAAAGCACAGCAGGGAACCAUCAUGGGAAUUUCUCCAGUAAGCCUGAAUUCAGGUGAUAGCAAAGAAGUGGAUAUCCUGCGGAUGCUCACUAAAGCCAAAGACGAAUAUACCAAGUGCAAGACGUGUUCAGAACCCAAGCAAAUCACCAGCUCUUCUGCAAUAUACAACAACCCCAACUUGAUAAAACCGAUACCAGUGAAGCCCAGUGAAACUCCUCACCAAUGUGCAUCCCAGCAGAACCAGGUUUGCAAAACGGAUCCGGAACCGCAUCAUUUGUCCCUGACAACACUCUUUGGGAAACUGGAAAAAUCUAGUGCAUGCCAAGAUGUCCCAGACUUGUCACAGAAGCUUCCUCCCAGACAGAGAGUUGUCCGUUCCUUGUCCUACGAGGAGCCGGGCAGGCAUUCACCCUCCACGGAGAAGCAGCUUUGCCCGGCCAUUCAGAAACUCAUGGUGCGCGGUGGGGCCGAGCUGCACCCGGUCUCAGAACUCCCUGAGAGCCGACUCUGUGAGAACGGCGGCAAGGUUUUCACUGGACUCUUCCAGCCCGUGGCUCCUCAUGGUGUCGGUGCAGCAUCUCAUCUGGUCCACAAUGCAGCCACCACACAGAGCUUGCUGCAGCAACUGCAGGGUCAGCCAGGGCAGGUGGCUAAAAUGGAGGCCAGCAACUCUGUACCACCAUGUCCGCCUGCAUCACUCUUCAGCCGGACUGCUCCUGCGUCCUCAGUCCCCCAAGUCAAGAGUACAACCCAGGCACCUAUGUUAUAUUUCAAUGGUUCCCUCCCAGGUCAGACAUUGGGGUCUCCUCCAGCCCUUGGAAAGGAACAGUCAAAACUUCCUAAGCAGCCUCUUCCUCUCUCCGGAAACCCACCAGGAAGUUCUGGAGUAAUUUCCCCACAAGAGUUGCUUAAAAAACUCCAAAUAGUGCAGCAGGAGCAACAGUUACAUGUCUCCAGUCGACCAACCUUGGCAGCUAAGUUUCCUGUGGUUACCCAAAGCGGCCCCUCUCUGAAACCUUUGGAUUCCUGGAUCGACAAAGCUUCAAACACCGAAAAGCAGCUUCCUCUUUUUCAGCAGGUCAUCUCACCGCAGCGGAUCCCUGCAACCGUAGCUCCUUCGCUCCUAAUGUCCCCAAUGGUCUUCAGCCAGUCAGGCCCGGCUCCACCAAAACCAAAUGAAAGCGGCUGGCUGCCAGUUGUGAACCACGAAACCAUUCCCGGUUCAGCAAACCUUCUUCUGCCUCUGCAGAACCCAGAACCUCCGGCUGGAAACCUAAGUCCACUGACAAAGCUGCAGCUACAGGAAACGCUUCUUCAUCUGAUUCGGAAUGACGACAAUUUCCUAAACAUCAUCUAUGACGCUUACGUUGCCAAAUCGAGAAGAGAAGACUCGAAAAAACCUCUGUGAAGCAUAUAAUUUUUAAUCCGAAGUCUGUCCUCCACUUGCCUUUUUAAAACAAUGGGAGACAUGGGAAACAAGAAGCCCUUGAUGUCCUGCAAACUUUUAAAUGAUGCUUAUUGACAAGCGGGUGACGAUUUUAAUGGACGGAAACUGAUAGUGCCUUCCUGGAGCUGGGACUGGGCCACAAAUUUGAAUUUCCUUGUGCUGUUUUUUCUUACUUGGACUCUGUGUCAGAUGGCCUACAUUUUGAUAUUUUGUCAUUAGCGUUCUGAUUCAUUCGAUGGGUUUCCUUUAAAAUAUAUGUCGGGCAUUGGCUACAUGGGUACUUUGCUGGGAUUUUUUUCCUCCCUCGAACAUAGUUAUUCUUGUAUAAUGCAGUAAUAUCUGCAAAGAGUGGGACUUGUUGCUGAGCAACAGAAAGCUUGCGCUAAAAAACAGAUUACUAUUUAGAGAGCUCCAUGAUCACAAAAAAGCCACAUUCCUCCCAAACAGUUUACCCACUUUUUGUCAUUCUUUUUCACAGCUUAUUGAAACUAUUUCGAAACCUACAAACAUGGUUGAUUGAAGAUGAAAGCAGGGUAGAAAGAUAAGGGACAAUAUGAGGAGUGGUGGCUCUUUCAUAUGGAUUUCAAUUAAUAGUCAUUCAAUCUAUCAGUAUUUCUCCAUUGUUUGUUUGUUGAAAACAGACACACAUCCAUUUGUGUUGUCGAAAGCUUUCAUGGCCAGAAUCACUGGGUUUGCUGUGAGUUUUCUGGACUGCAUGGCCAUAUUCCAGAAGCAUUCUCUCCUGAUGUUUUGCCCAUGUCUGUGGCAGGCAUCCUCAGAGGUUGUGAGGUCUGUUGGAAACUAGGCAAGUGGGGUUUAUCUAUCUGUUGAAUGAUGUCCAAGGUGGGAGAAAGAACUCUUGUCUGUUUGAGGCAAGUGUGUGUGUUGCAUUUGGCAACCUUGAUUAGCAUUGAAUAGCCAUGUAGCUUCAAAGCCUGGCUGCUUCAAGGUUGCCAAAUGCAACAUUCACAUUUGUCUCCAACAGACAAGAGUUCUUUCUCCCACCCUGGACAUUAUUCCACAGAUGUAUCAGCCCCACUUGCCUAGUUUCCAACAGACCUCACAACCUCUAAGGAUGCCUGCCAUAGAUGUGGGCGAAACGUCAGGAGGGAAUGCUUCUGGAACAUGGUCAUACAGUCCAGUAAACUCAUAGCAACACACAUCCAUUUGUAUAUCAAAGCCUACAAAACAGAAAAUUGAGCACAUUAAAUCCCCAUUAAAACCAGGUACUUUGCAAAAUGCGUAUGGCAACUCAUUCCCAAAUAACCUUUGAUGAAAAAUGGCAUUUUUUUCUUUUUUUAAAUUAAAAAAUUCCCUCCUUUUGUAAGCAAAUAUUUUUCUAUUUAGCAACCAGACCCUUCAUAGCAAGGCAGCAGAUGGUGAAAUUCUAGCUUUUAGAAAACAGGCUUCUGUUUCUAGCUGUUUGGCCUUUAGAUGUAGAUCUAAACCGGUGCAGGACUGCAAUACUGUACUUCUCUGUGCUUCUAGGAGAUAGCUCCAUCGUUUUAAGACGUUUUGUUAAAAAUAGGAAAAAAGACAAAUGAUUUUAUUUUCACAGUCUUCCAUGACCCGAUGGACAAUGGUUUCAAUUAUCAAUUUUUGAGGAAAAAAUAAAAAGGAAUACACAGA
Anolis carolinensis (green anole) is the source of this 3627-nucleotide messenger RNA. RefSeq names its product decapping mRNA 1B (gene dcp1b). The transcript is spliced from 9 exons. The record is from RefSeq and is a predicted model, not a curated record. Gene Ontology annotation, cellular component: P-body. Gene Ontology annotation, biological process: deadenylation-independent decapping of nuclear-transcribed mRNA; positive regulation of catalytic activity; deadenylation-dependent decapping of nuclear-transcribed mRNA. NCBI's taxonomy places the organism in Eukaryota, Metazoa, Chordata, Lepidosauria, Squamata, Anolidae. The coding region runs from base 310 to 1959 and encodes 549 amino acids. Gene Ontology annotation, molecular function: enzyme activator activity; mRNA binding.